GAAAUUAUGGGAGCAGUGUUUGCUACACAGGAUAACUGAUAUUUGUUGUAGUAACUUCAGGUUCAGGGUAACUUUUAUGAUCAACGAGAAAAGUAAGAACCCUCACGGAGGUAACCUGAUAAUCUCCCACAGUGUUUCAAAAGUCUAUGGGCUAUUUCAACCAUUCUGAAGACUGUUACUAGCAUGUAGCUAACGAUAGCUAACAAACAUCAACCGGAAGCAACUGACAACAAAAUUUCAAUGUCUUGCACUUUAAGUUCCCCAGGCAUGAACGGCAGCCUGGACAAAGUCUUGGCUGACGCCAAAUCUUUAGUGGAGAGGCUUCGUAACCAUGACAAUGCUGCUGAGAUGCUGAUUGAACAGACAACGUUCCUCAACAAGCGAGUGGAGGCCAUGAAACAGUAUCAAGAGGAGAUCGAUGCAUUAAACCAGGUGGCACGACACCGACCUCGAUCUAGUCUGGUCCUUGGAAUCCAGCAAGAAAAUCGUCAGAUCAGAGAGCUGCAGCAGGAGAACAAAGAGCUGAGGUCGUCAUUGGAGGAACACCAGUCUGCACUGGAGCUCAUCAUGACCAAAUACAGAGAGCAGGUCUUCAGGCUCCUGAUGGCCAGCAAGAGGGAUGACCCCACCAUAGUGAGCCAGCUGAAGGAGCAGCACACCACUGAAAUGCAAGCUCACAUUGACAAGAUCAAUGAAAUGGCUUCUGUAAUGAGGAAGGCCAUAGAGGUGGACGAAGGUCGGAUAUGUGAGGAUGAGGAGAGGAUCAAACAACUGGAGCUGGAGAACACUGGACUUCGAGAGUUACUUGGAAUCAGCCGUGAGGCUUUUCUCAUCCUCAAGAGAGAAGACGCGUCAGAGAGCACCUCGUUGUCACCGUUGCUAACCAGCGCAGAUGUCAGUUUACGGAAAAGUUAGAGUCCAGCACGCUGCCGACGCCCUCGUCUACACACCCGCCGCCGCCGCCGCCGCGUACGUCAUGUUUACUCUGAUGCCACAAACCACUUGUUGAUACCUGGAGACUUGACCUGAUGAUGCUUCAGCUUCUUAACCUGCAGAGACUGCUUUGUGCUGGAAUGUAUUUGUGGAAAGGAUACAAACGCUGCGCUGAUGUUCUUCUUCUUUUUCUUUUCAAAAGUUACUGGUGUAGUUUGCUAAUUUUGGCAGCUUUCAUGAGUCUGUGAUGUGUGUAAAAAGGUGUGAAUGUGAAGGUUGAAUAAAUGUGAACAUGUGAUGAUGGAGGACUGUGAUGUUGCUGUUCCUCCCAGUGGUCUGUGCUGACACUUCACUUGUUGUUGCCGGUCAUUUCUCACCAGAACUCAUUCUGUGGAGAUGCAUCAGUAAUUAUUCACAUCACGUGGCUGUUCAGCAGCAGUGAUCCACCUUGUUGUUGUCGUCAGCUGCUCACCUCAGGCUGACGGGUCACACCUGAGUCACAGAGUCCUAAAAGUUUGGUCUGAUUUAGAAUCAGAUCCUGUUCACUCAGUUCAAUAAAGGGUUUGAAGAAAAAAAAAA
Cynoglossus semilaevis (tongue sole) is the source of this 1512-nucleotide messenger RNA. It is a transcript of the gene fgfr1op2, whose product is annotated as FGFR1 oncogene partner 2. The transcript is spliced from 6 exons. The coding region runs from base 241 to 915 and encodes 224 amino acids. NCBI's taxonomy places the organism in Eukaryota, Metazoa, Chordata, Actinopteri, Pleuronectiformes, Cynoglossidae. The record is from RefSeq and is a predicted model, not a curated record. Gene Ontology annotation, biological process: response to wounding.